AUGAGCCACGAUGCCCCCUCCCUCCGCUACGAGCGGUACGACAGCGCGCGCGAGAACGAGUACGUCGCCGCAAUGCGCCAGCUGAUCUCCAAGGAUCUGUCCGAGCCAUACAGCAUCUACGUCUACCGCUAUUUCCUGUACCAAUGGGGCGACCUGUGCUUCCUGGCCAUGGACGACCAGGACGAGAUGGUCGGCGUGGUGGUGUCGAAGCUGGAGCCGCACCGCUCCGGCCCACUGAGGGGGUAUAUCGCCAUGCUGGCCGUGCGCGAGGAGUACCGGGGCCGCGGGAUCGCCACGAAGCUGGUGCGCAUGGCUAUCGAUGCGAUGAUCGAGCGCGAUGCUGACGAGAUCGUCCUCGAAACUGAAAUCACCAACACUGCCGCCAUGAAGCUGUACGAGCGUCUGGGCUUCCUGCGCAGCAAGCGGCUGCAUCGAUACUACUUGAAUGGCAACUCCGCCUACCGGCUCGUGCUCUACCUCAAAGAGGGUGUCGGCUCAAUCCGGUCCUCAUUCGAUCCCUACGGACCUCCUCCGCCUGUAUCCACCGGUCCACUUGGUCUUAUGCAGGAGAAUGGAGGCCGUUGA
Messenger RNA from Penicillium alfredii, 585 nucleotides. Its product is annotated as peptide alpha-N-acetyltransferase MAK3. Bases 1 to 585 code for a protein of 194 amino acids. Gene Ontology annotation, molecular function: protein-N-terminal amino-acid acetyltransferase activity. NCBI's taxonomy places the organism in Eukaryota, Fungi, Ascomycota, Eurotiomycetes, Eurotiales, Aspergillaceae. The transcript has 2 exons. Gene Ontology annotation, cellular component: NatC complex. Gene Ontology annotation, biological process: N-terminal peptidyl-methionine acetylation. The record is from RefSeq and is a predicted model, not a curated record.